Molecule: messenger RNA, 340 nt
Organism: Bombus pascuorum
Lineage: Eukaryota; Metazoa; Arthropoda; Insecta; Hymenoptera; Apidae
Gene: Tfb5
Product: general transcription factor IIH subunit 5
Exons: 2
Coding region: 119-340 (73 amino acids)
Biological process (GO): transcription by RNA polymerase II; transcription initiation at RNA polymerase II promoter; nucleotide-excision repair
Cellular component (GO): transcription factor TFIIH holo complex; transcription factor TFIIH core complex
Source: RefSeq, a predicted model, not a curated record
GUAGUCAUACCCAUAAAUUUAUAAUAGUACUUUGUACUACACACGCGUGCAUAUGUAAGACAAUUAUGAAAAAUCUAGAUAUCUAAUCAUUUUUGUGAAAGAUAAAAAAGAAAAAGUCAUGGUAAAUGUCACGAAAGGGAUUUUAGUUGAAUGCGAUGCAGCUAUGAAGCAAUUUCUUUUACAUUUAGAUGAGACAUUUGCUUUGGGACGAAAAUUUAUUAUUCAAGACCUAGAUGAGAGGCAUUUAUUUAUCUCUGCCGAUAUUUUAGACACCUUACAAGCAAAAGUGGAUGAUCUUAUGGAUCAAAUAUCAUUUCCUCUAGCUGAGAAAGGAGUAUAA